This is a messenger RNA of Glycine soja, 1472 nucleotides long. RefSeq names its product ethylene-responsive transcription factor ABI4-like. The coding region runs from base 178 to 1194 and encodes 338 amino acids. Lineage: Eukaryota; Viridiplantae; Streptophyta; Magnoliopsida; Fabales; Fabaceae. Gene Ontology annotation, cellular component: nucleus. The record is from RefSeq and is a predicted model, not a curated record. Gene Ontology annotation, molecular function: DNA-binding transcription factor activity; transcription cis-regulatory region binding. The transcript has a single exon. Gene Ontology annotation, biological process: positive regulation of DNA-templated transcription; response to stress.
CACCAAUCCCUUCCUUAUUUUUCUCUCUCCUGUUUAUAUAAAUUGCAUGUUACACCGCCCUAUUCCACCAUUGACAGAGAUGACAUCGAAACCCCUUCACCAGAGCCUAAUCAACAUCAACACUGAAGGAACGACCUUCCCAACCAUCUUUCCCCUCUAACUGGGCCCAACCAACCAAUGGCCUCUCUCCUUCCUCAACCCCAAGAAACCAAACCCACCGCCACCACCGCCACAGAAACCACUCCCAGCGAAACAUCUAUCACUGCUAGUGCCAACAAAAGCAGCAGCAGCAACAACAACAAUAGUAGUAGCAAUAGUCGUAAGUGCAAAGGUAAAGGUGGCCCCGACAACAACAAAUUUAGGUACCGCGGCGUCAGACAACGAAGCUGGGGCAAAUGGGUCGCCGAGAUCCGCGAGCCACGUAAGCGUACGCGCAAGUGGCUCGGAACAUUUGCCACCGCCGAGGACGCCGCCAGAGCUUACGACCGCGCCGCCAUCAUCCUCUACGGUUCGAGAGCACAGCUCAACCUACAACCCUCCGGUUCCUCUUCUCAAUCUUCCUCUUCUCGCUCCUCUUCCUCUUCCACUCAAACCCUAAGACCCUUGCUUCCUCGCCCUUCUGGUUUUACUUUCAAUUUUCCCUUCAACUCCGCCCCCGCCACCACCGUGCCUUACCCUUAUAACAAUAGUCACAAUUACACUUACACCCCACCCGUGUUGUACCCUAUUGAUAAUAGUAAGAAUCACAAUAUUAAUACAGUGCAAGUUCAUCAUCCACAUCACUAUCGUUGUCCUGAGGAAGUGGUGCAAGUGCCACAUUCGGAAUCUGAUUUGGGGGGUUUAGGUGGGAAUAAUAAUAUUGUUGUUGAUGGUUCUAUUAGAUCAACCUCGUACCAGCGGCAUGGUUUUCUGGAUAAUAUUAAUAAUAACAAUAACCAUGUGCAUGUGCAAGUGCAACAUGGGGUUUUUUCGAAUCAACAGCAGCAACAUCAGAAUAGCGUGGUGGAGGGAGUGAAUUCCUCCGUCGUGGGUUCGGUUUCGUCUUCCAUGGAUGCUUCUUCGGUGGAUCCGGAUCUGGCGUUGGUGGGGACAAUGGGGCUUGGAUCUUCUUCGCCUUUUUGGUCCAUGGCGAACGAGGAUGAUUACACUGGUAGUUUGUGGGAUUAUAAUGAUCCUUUCUUCUUUGAUCUUUAGAGAAAUUUGAGUAUAAAAUUGCUUGGUUAAUUAGCAAUUAUAACAUGUUUAUUGUUCAAGUUAAUUAUCGUUCGAUUGGUUUGAACUUAGUAUUAGUACAUCGUGAUGGAAGAGGAUCACAGAUAGAUUAAUGGAUACUGUUGUGAAUAAAGUGUUGGGUAGACUACGACGCUGCUGAAAGAUUAGUGCUUGUUAGUAUUAAUUGUUAAUUGUGGAUAAUGAGCUUGAUAGAAUUAAAUAAAAAUAUUUUUGAUGGCUGAGAUUUAGUUCAGUUGAAA